UACACGCUUGUUCUCUCUUGCAAGCGCGUGCCAGGGAUUCCCGUUCCCACUUCCCACCAGCGCCGCCACAAGCCGCCGGUCGCCGAUCCCCCGCCUCCCGCCGUCGCGCGGAGCAUCCAGGCGGGACGCCGACGCGCUCUCUCUUCCCCUGGAUGCCGCGCUCCUCGACAACGACCCGCCUCUGAGCCUCCCUCCUCUCUAAGGCCGGCCAGCCGGCCGCCGACCUGGAUCUGCCUCGUCACCGGAUCAACGCCGCCUCGGCUGUUUGUGGUUAAAUCCAAGGACUUGGUGCGAUAUCAGGUCAUCGAGGGGAGCAAGGACAUGCAAGAGUCAGCAGACACUGAACCUGUUGUUAAAGUACCCAGAGAGCCUGCCAUCAUUAUCAAUGGUGUCCCAGACUUGCCUCCUGAGUUCACAUCUGAUUCACAACUUGCAGUAAGAGAGGCUCCUCGAUCAAGAGUCGAUCACCGCUUGGGGGAAUGGCUAGAGGGGCGCAAAGUGAGGAAGCUGUUUGGAGACACGUACUAUGUAGGGAAAGUUGCCAAGUAUGACAGUCAAAGGAAUUGGUACUGUGUUGUCUAUGAUGAUGGAGACCAGGAAGAUCUUGAGUGGCAUGAACUGGACGAGAUCCUGCUACCGUUGGACAUAACCAUUCCACUCAAAACACUUGUGAUGGACAAAUUCAAACAUCACAAUGUUGUUCGUGACUACAGGACUAAGGUGGCUAGACCAAGAACUAAUGUUGCCAGCAAUAAGAUGGUGGUUAGAGCAGUAAAUGGCCAAGAGUCAAACAACCUACCACUACCAGGGUUGGUUCAGGCGUCAGCAUCAGCAGGAGAAAAUGCUCUAGUAUGUCUGAAACCCAGUGAUCAACCUAAGAAAAGAGGCAGGCCUCGAAAGGAUAGAAGUAUAUCAGGUGAUAUUCAACCUAAGAAAAGGGAGGAUAGAAGUACAUCAGGUGAUACUCAACCUAAAAAAAGAGGCAGGCCUCCAAAAGAACCUGGAGAGAAGAGUAUGGAUAGGCUCAAGUUAGACACUGUCAGGGCAGAAAAACUGAAGAGAGAAAGCAUGCUUCUGCGAGGGGCACCACCUGGAAGUCAGUAAUUCUGAUAAUCAAUGUCACUGUUCCAAUAUAGUAUUUCGUAGAAACAUCCGUUUGAGCGUCAAUUCAUUCCGGACGGAGGGAGUAGUAGACAUCUCUACAUAUUCCAGUCUAUGUAUGCUUGCGGCACUAGCAUUUCAAUGUUAUUUGUACUACCCAGGGUACAAACAAACCUUGUAAGCUAGAUUCCAGAUUUACUAUGUGUGCACUAUCAUAUAACAAUUUCUUUUUGUAUACAUACAAGUAUAUCUGCAAACUGUUUAAAAAAAAUUCUGGUAUGGCGGUCUUAGAAGUUCUCCUUCCUAUACAUACAAGUUGUGGUUGUCUGGCUGAAUGAAUUGUUUUGAAAGAUCA
This is a messenger RNA of Hordeum vulgare subsp. vulgare (domesticated barley), 1456 nucleotides long. RefSeq lists its product as uncharacterized. NCBI's taxonomy places the organism in Eukaryota, Viridiplantae, Streptophyta, Magnoliopsida, Poales, Poaceae. Gene Ontology annotation, molecular function: DNA binding. The record is from RefSeq and is a predicted model, not a curated record. The annotation marks the transcript as partial. The transcript is spliced from 2 exons.